Molecule: messenger RNA, 5301 nt
Organism: Pecten maximus
Lineage: Eukaryota; Metazoa; Mollusca; Bivalvia; Pectinida; Pectinidae
Product: hyaluronan mediated motility receptor-like
Cellular component (GO): membrane
Molecular function (GO): hyaluronic acid binding
Source: RefSeq, a predicted model, not a curated record
UGUUCAAAAUCUUGGCGGUGUUGUUCAAGGCACAGAUCAGUUGGCUAACCCUUCUGCAAAGUGUUUUGUACUGUGAAAUCGUACAUAAUGUCUUUUGCGAAGGGUAAACGAUUCACCGAUGUGAAAGCUUGUGCUCCACCAGUUGGUGCCUAUGACCCUAAAGAUCUUGUGAAGAAAAAGGGAGCAGCGCUUAUCAGUUCUUCAACAGAACGGUUCAAAGAGCCAACGGUGAUAACUCCUGGUCCUGGAUCAUUUGACAUCUCAUCUGUGACGCCUGGUAAGAAGGGUCUCAACGACACCCGCUGCAGGCUCAACGCAACAUGCCUGGGAAAUCAAUGUUUUGUUAUGUUUCAGCCCCCCUCAGCAUCAAAGCGAUUACUGAGUCAGUCCUCUUCCAUAUCCUCAUCGCUAGAGAGUUUAUCAUCAAAAGGAAAAGACAAGAAUGAUAAAAAUGGAGGAGUGUGUGAGCGCUGUAAACUAUUUGCUGAACAUGACUCGAAGGACUGGGCUCAAUCUCUCAAGAAAUGCAAGGAGGCCUUACAAGCCCAAAAGUCUCGACUGCAGGAAAAACUAAGAGAGCUAGAACUAGACUCUUGGCAGAAGGAUGACUCUAUCAGGUUCCUGAAAGGCGAGAUGUCUGCAACCACAGACCACAUGUUGCAAGGCGAACAGGCCUUGUUCGAGGCCAACGCAGAGAUUGCGGGGUAUAAAGAAAAGUUUGAACACUUGGAGGAGCAAGAAAAGACUGUCAACGAGAACAUCCGUUUAUUGUCGGAGAAGUAUGAGGUUAUAGAAAAGCAGCUAGCUGAGGAGCAAAGUCAAGGUAAGGAACGCCAGCUGGAGCUUCAGUCACGACUGGAAGUCACCCGGACCAAUCUACAGGAGGUGGAGGAAGAUUGUGUUGAACUUCAGCGAAGGAACAGUGACCUUCUCCGCAGCCUUAACAGGGAAAAGGAUGAGGUGGAAAAACUUAUCUACCAGGUAGAUGAGCAGAAGAAAUUAUCAGGCGACCUUGGCAGCCUACUGGACAGCAAAGAGGAGAUCAUUACAGACCUAGAAAUACAUCUUGAGGCAACUAAAGUAGAGUUACAGAAUACAAAGGACACGGCAGAGAAAAACGCUACACUCCUACAGGACCUCCGCAAUAAGAUCUCUGAGCUGGAGUCAAAGGAGGAAUCCUUACAAAACCAACUGAAAGAGGAAAGUAUGAGCAGUAAUCAGAUAGCUCGCUCCCAUGCUGACAGAAUUAUGGAACUUGAGCAGGAAGAGAUGGUUCUCAAGGAAGAAGCACACCAGAAGGACGAGAACUUCAAGUCCGCUGUGAGGAAGUGUGAGCGUCUUGAGGAGCAGGUCGAUCGGCUUACAGUACAAGUUAGUGAUAUAAAGGAAGAAUUUGAAUGCACUGUGAGUGAGGUGAAACAUACCAAGGAGAAAGAGCUGAGAGAUUUGAUGGCAACGGUGGACAGGACAAGAGCAGAAAAGGAUGGACUGGAGAGACAAAUUAUUGAACAGACAGACAAAAUCUCAGCUCUUGAUGAUGAUGUCGUACUUCUUUCUAAAGACAAGGAAACCAUAGAGAAAAAGAUGGCUGCCAGUGAGGUAGACUAUAAAAAUACCAUCGGUGAACAGAUUAAGAAUAUUGACGACAUGAAUACCAAGAUAGAGACUCUUUGUCAGGAAAAGUUGGAACUAUUGCGACAGCUGGAACAGGUCGCCCUUGACAGAGAUACAGUUAAACAAGAGCUUCAGCAAACUAAAGAGAGUGUUACAGUAAAUGCUGCCCAGAAGGAGGCAGAGUGGUCACAUGACCUGCAGCGUCUGACUAGUAACCUGGAGACAAUUACAGAGGAAAAGCAAAUGUUGGAACAGAAAUUAGCACAGGCAGUAGCUCAGAGGACCGGGCUCAGUGAAUAUGUUGAGGAGAUUAAGGCAGAGUUGGAAUCACAGAAAAGAACUGUUGAGGAGGUCACACAAAAGUUGUCAGACAAUAUAGUUACACUAAGUGAGAGUAGGGAUGGCUUACAACAUCAGCUCCAUACAGAACAAACCAAUUGUAAAAGUCUGCAGAGUGAAAACAGCAGUCUGAUGAGUGAAAUCGACUACCUACAGAAAUCCACGGAACAGCUGAAAAGUGACAUUACAGAAGAAGGAAAGCAACACCAAAAACAGAUCAAAGGGUGUGGUGAGGAGAGACAAAGACUGGAGAAUCAGCUAGCAGAUAUGGAGAAACAGCUCUCUACACUAAAAGAGGAACUCUCAUCAAGUGUAAUGGAGCGAUCAUCAGCCAUAGAAAAAGUGACAGAUUUGACUGAACAAGUUUCCAAACUUACUGAUGACCUGACCAGCAGUCAGUCUACAAGUGAUAGUAUGUCUGACAAGGUUGCAUUUCUAGGGAAGAAAAUAAUUGACCUGGAAGAGGAGAUAGACUCUGCGAAAUCUGUAAACUUCUUUCUCAGUAAUCAGGUCACAGGGUUGACUGAGCAAGUGACAGAGUUUGAAAACAAACUAGGAUCUAGUCAAACUAAAAACCAGGAGCUUGAUAACCACAUUAGACGAAUUAAACACACAGUUGGUGGACAUGAAAGGACAGUUGGAUUGUAGUGAGAGCACAACGACAGUUUGACACGUCAGGUUUCUGGACUGAAGGACCAGGUGGCUGUUUUAGAGGAAGGUCUGAAAUCAAGUCAGAUCCUGAAUGAAGCCAUUACACAAGAAAAAUCUGCACUUUGUGAGGAAUUAGUUUCUGUGCAAGCGGAAAAAGAAGCGCUUUCAGAACAAAUUUCUGAACUUGCAAGCGAGUUGUCCACAGUCGAGUUAGAAAAGGAGUCGUUUUGUAAGCAGGUCGAUUCGUUAGCAGACAAACUGGUAGAUUUACAGUCAGAAUAUGAUACACAGGGUGAAACUGUAACAGUUCUUAAAGAUCAGUUAUCUAAUAGUGAGGCCAGCUCAAAGGCCGUCUCUCAGAAAGUGUCAACUCUGGAGGAACAAUUGAAAUCUAGUCAGAUAGAAUUCAGGGCAAAGAUGGAAGAAGCCUCUCAUUUAAAAAGCUACCUGUCACACAUGGAGGAUGAGGACAAGAAACACAAGGAGUAUAUAGUAACCUUAGAGGAGCAGCUAGCCGAGGGAGCCAACAAACAGGACCUUGAGCAGACCCUAGAGGAGAUGGAAAAAUGGAGAAAACUGUACGAGGAUCUUCAGGCAAAGGUAGAGCCAUUUAUGGAACAGUUGGAUGCUUUUGAGUUGGAGAAACAUGCUCUGAUGGGUCAAAGCAAGAACGCCCAGGCUGAGGUAGAUAAGCUGAGUAAGGAGUAUGCCAAGCUGUUGGGUCACCAGAACCAGAAACAGAAAAUUCACCACAUCAUCAAAAUCAAAGAGGAAAAUAACACACUGAAAAAGGAGGUAUCUACUCUACGUGAACAAUGCAACAAGCAUAAAAGAAUGAUAGGCAAACUAGAGGAUAAGGUCAGGGCUGCUGAGGGCAAGAAAAGGUUUGACACUUCAAAGGCUUUCUCACAAUCUAAGGAAAAUCUGGUACCUCCUUCAUCACCACUCCGUGACGGAAAUCGACGCUGAUUGUUUUGAACUGCAGAUUCAUUGGCAGCUGAUCAACUCAAGCCAACCUUUCUCCGCUUGAUAAUUCCAGUUUUAGUUUACUUUUAACAUUUCAUGAUUUUUUUAUCUGUUGUCAUUCCUUCCGUGUUUAUUCAAUUUACCUCCUUUGAAAGUCCAAGCCAAAAAGUGUUACAUACAUAUCAUUAAGCUCAUGCAAGAACUAAGUUUAGAUUCUAUUCUAACAGGGAUUGAUUUUUGUUUUUGCAUUAUACUAAAGAGAGGAAUUGAAAUACUUCUGUUUUUAUUUGCUCGUAAUUUUCGUUAUUAUUUUAUUGCCAUUGUUUUAUAUUGUGGUUUCAGCUUCAGUUUGUAUCCCAUUGUAAUACUUAAAAUAUUACUCUUUGUUAUAAUUGAUAAUUUAUGAUACUUUACCAUUAUUGCCCUGAAAGUUUCCUUGAAAUAGGAAAAAUAAAUCUAUAAUUAAAAUGGCCAUUUAUCAAAAGACCUUUGUUUUAUUUUUUAAGUUUUUCAUUUUUUUCUACAUUGCAUAAAAGCCUCAGGUUUAUCAUUUCACACCCAAAUAUGGGAUAUGUACGUGUAAGUGCACCAUUAUUUCACACCCAAAUAUGGGAUAUGUACGUGUAAGUGCACCAUUAUCAUUACAUCACAUAUAAUAAUCAUCAUUACAUCAUCAUCUUUGUUUAGGUGGUGGACUAUUUAAAUCUUUGAUUUGUCCAUUGUUUGUCCGUCUGUCUGAAAAUAAUCCUUGUUAUCACUAAUUCUUGAAGUACUGGAAAAGCUUCUCGAAAUUGUAUACAUCUCACACUACCAACAUUAUCAUCAUCAUUGCAUUGAUACUUCUUGCACUACCAUUAUCAUCAAUAUAACUCACACUAUCAUGAUCAUCAUCAUCAUCAUCAUCGUCAUCAAUGCAUUUCGCACUGCAGUCAUCAUCAUCAUCCAUCUUGCGCUUUCAUCAUCAUCGUCAUCAAUAAAUCUCACACCACCACCACCAUCAUCAUCAUCAAUACGUCUCCCACUUCCAUCAUUACCAUCAGCAUCAUCAUGCACUUUAAUCAUCAAUGCAUCUCCCAUCAUCAUCAUCAACAACAACAUCAACAUCAUCAAUGUAUCUUACACUACCAUCUUACACCAUCUUAUUCCAUUUUCUGAUUCCAGUUGACAAAACUGUUUGAGUAAUAAUACAGUUAUAGUAAUCUUGAUCUUUUCAUUUCAUGAGAACCUGAGGUUGGUCAAAAUUGUUAUUUAUUUAAAAUCUUUGAAAGCAACAUAAAAGAAGUUAGAAGUGGGGUGUCAUUAUUGAAGUAAAUCAUGAUUAAAUUUUACAAAUUGUAACAAACUCAUUAUUCCUAGUCUAAUGAGUUGUUACGUGACAUUCUGAGCCCAAUAAGGCAACGCUGAAAUCCUAUAUAUGUGUCACUGACUAUUGCCACUACAUUGAGAAUGAAAACACUCUGCAUUAUAACAUACUGUGUAAUUCAAUGGUAUAUUGUUGUAGUGUUUAUGCAUCGUCGCACACCAUAUCUAAUUUCGAAAAUCUGAUGGAUUUCUUAUUAAUGAAAUUGCCCCUGGGAUGUGAGGUUGGUGUUUAUGUUGAAAAUUGCGGGUCAAGUCUGUAUUCUGACAACCUGUAAAAUCUUACCAGUAUGGCGUUAAAUUAGAUAGUUUGUUUUGUAUUCUGACAGGUCAUGACAUCUGACCAGUGUGGUAUCUAAUUAGAUAGAUUCA